UUUAUCCGUUGGAAAAGAAAUUUCCAGAUCAUCCGUCCAAGAGAAUGAUGCUUAAGUUUGUGGUUUUUGGAGAGGAUUGAUUGUGGAACAUGUCUUUAAACCAUUCUCAGAAUAUAGAGACAAGUGAAGAAAACAAUCCUACAGAAACCAAUACAGGUUUAAGAAAGAGAGUAGUGCAUAACGCAGAAAGUAGUCAAGAUAAAAACUUGUCUUGUUCAGAAAAGGAAACCCAUUCUUCUCUCUUUGACUGUCAUAUUUGUUUUGACUCUCCUAAUGACCCUGUUGUAACACCUUGUGGACACUUAUAUUGUUGGUCUUGUAUUUACAAGUGGAUGGCUGCACACCCUGACUGUCCUUCUUGUCCUUUAUGCAAGUCAAGUAUAGAGAAAGAUAAGAUAAUUCCUAUUUAUGGUAGAAAUGGACAAGACCAAGUAGACCCCAGAACUAAAGUUAUUCCGGAUAUUCCUGCCAGACCAAGUGGACAACGAACAGAACUACCACGUUCUUCUUCUACUAGUCAGUCUUCAGGAGGAGGAGCUUUCCAUUCCCCACAUUCUCCCUUUUAUGGCAGUCCUUUCUAUCCUGGACCCUUUUCUUCUCCUGUUCAUCAUAGUAACUUUGGUCCAUUUUCAGUUUCAGCUUUUGGUCCUUUUCCUUCUUUAUUUGGAUUGCAGUUUACAUAUCCUCCACCACAGAGUACGGGUUCUGUACCAGAAACGAUGACGGAAGAACAAGCCAAUCAGGCUUUUGUUUCUCGUUUAUUGUUGGUAAUGGGUCUACUUAUCAUAUUGUGUCUUUUAUUUGUAUGAAAACAGGAAUUUCCUACGAAUUACGCACACUAAUAAAGCAAUGUAUCAGCUUUGAAGUAUUCUAGUGAAACUACUAGAACUACCAUCUUCAGCUUCUAAAAAGCCAAGUAUGAAAAGUUGUAUAUAUGAAUAGUAGAAAGGUUUUGUUACACAUU
This is a messenger RNA of Galdieria sulphuraria, 964 nucleotides long. Its product is annotated as E3 ubiquitin-protein ligase RNF5. The transcript has 4 exons. Gene Ontology annotation, molecular function: ubiquitin-like protein conjugating enzyme binding; metal ion binding; ubiquitin protein ligase activity. Gene Ontology annotation, cellular component: endoplasmic reticulum. Gene Ontology annotation, biological process: ubiquitin-dependent protein catabolic process. Bases 90 to 809 code for a protein of 239 amino acids. Lineage: Eukaryota; Rhodophyta; Bangiophyceae; Galdieriales; Galdieriaceae. The record is from RefSeq and is a predicted model, not a curated record.